UUCUCGUCAUCUCUAUCCAAUUUCACCGUCUCUCUAGGGUUUCGCGAACUGCUAUUUGAGUUUAGAAUCAAACUCGUCGGCGUUAAAGGGUCAAUUCUUCGUCGGAGCAUAAUUGUUUGGUUCAUAACGAUGGCCUCGAAGCUUCUAGCAGCCGUUUUCCGCCGCUCGUUUGAUAAACCCUACGCCAUUCUCCGCCCUUUUUCGACCUCUGCGGCUGCGGCGGCGGGAGUAGAGCCCUAUGAGGAAGAAACAGCUGGAGUCACCAUGAAAGGAGUGAAGAUCUCGGGAAGACCUCUCUACCUGGAUAUGCAGGCCACAUCUCCGGUGGAUCCGCGUGUGCUUGACGCCAUGCUCCCUUAUUAUCUCUCCCGAUUCGGGAACCCUCACUCUCGGACUCACCUCUACGGCUGGGAAUCGGACCAGGCCGUCGAGACGGCCCGGGCGCAAGUUGCGACCCUAAUUAACGCUUCUCCGAAGGAGAUUAUCUUCACUUCCGGUGCUACUGAAUCCAAUAACAUAUCCGUUAAAGGCGUCCUGCAUUUUUACAGGGAGAAGAAGCGCCACGUCAUCACCACACAGACGGAGCACAAGUGCGUACUUGAUUCGUGCCGUCAUCUGCAGCAAGAGGGCUUCGAUGUUACUUACCUUCCCGUUGAAUCCGACGGGCUUAUUAACCUAGACAAGCUCAGGGAGGCGAUUCGGCCCGACACGGGCCUGGUUUCGGUCAUGAUGGUGAAUAAUGAGAUUGGGGUUAUUCAACCCAUGGAGGAAAUCGGAAAAAUUUGCAAAGAAUUCAAUGUGCCUUUCCAUACCGAUGCGGCACAAGCUUUGGGGAAGAUUCCAAUCGAUGUAGACAAGAUGAAUAUAAGUUUGAUGUCGUUAAGCGGGCACAAAAUCUACGGGCCUAAAGGUGUUGGAGCUCUGUAUAUGAGGCGUAGACCGAGGAUUCGGGUUGAGCCCCAGAUGAAUGGCGGUGGACAGGAGAGAGGGAUUAGGAGCGGGACAGUGCCCACUCCCUUAGUAGUGGGGUUUGGAGCAGCCUGUGAGUUGGCCAUGAAGGAAAUGGAGUAUGAUGAUAAGAGGGUCAAGGCUUUGCAGGAGAGGCUGCUGGAUGGAAUUAGGGCUAAGCUUGAUGGAGUAGUGGUGAAUGGGAGCGUAGAAAGGCGUUAUGCGGGGAACUUGAAUCUGUCCUUUGCUUACGUUGAAGGCGAGAGCUUGUUGAUGGGACUCAAGGAGGUUGCGGUGUCGAGUGGGAGUGCUUGCACUAGUGCAAGCUUGGAGCCCUCUUAUGUCUUGAGGGCAUUGGGGGUUGAAGAAGACAUGGCGCACACCUCGAUUAGAUAUGGAAUUGGGAGGUUCACUACCGAGGAAGAGAUUGAUAGAGCGGUGGAGCUUACAGUGCGCCAAGUCGAGAAAUUGAGGGAAAUGAGCCCCCUUUAUGAGAUGGUUAAGGAGGGUAUUGACAUUAAGAGUAUCGAAUGGACACAACACUGAAUGGUUGCAUUCUUUGGGCAUUUUCUGCUACUGACUAUGAUUAACCAGAGAAGAACAUGCUAGGUGAGGUUGCAGAUCAGGCAUAGAGACUGCAAGCGAUCAAGGUUUUUGUCCAAGAAUGGGCAUUACAUGCUUAUGUUUUGUCUAUGAUUACUUGUUACACACUUACACGCAUUAGUGUCAUUCUGCAGGAUAAAUAUUGCAAGUGAAUUGGUAUUUAUUUAUAUAUGUUGAGAUUGUAUGUCUCUGAUAUUUGUACCCUCUCCCUUGCCAUACAGAUGGAAAAGCAUACAUUGGCAGUCUGAUAAUUCAGCUGUGUUGAUAUUGAUGUUUUAAGAUUUUGGGUGUGCAAAUUUUCAUAGCACUGUAUACGAAACAGAUUUGGUAUGUAUUUGCUAAUUUAUAUAUUGGUUAGCAGUUUUCUUUUAAAUACGUAUAAAUGGGGACUUCUGGUAA
Ipomoea triloba (trilobed morning glory) is the source of this 1950-nucleotide messenger RNA. Its product is annotated as cysteine desulfurase, mitochondrial-like. Gene Ontology annotation, biological process: [2Fe-2S] cluster assembly. The transcript has a single exon. Lineage: Eukaryota; Viridiplantae; Streptophyta; Magnoliopsida; Solanales; Convolvulaceae. Gene Ontology annotation, cellular component: cytosol; mitochondrion. Bases 130 to 1494 code for a protein of 454 amino acids. The record is from RefSeq and is a predicted model, not a curated record. Gene Ontology annotation, molecular function: cysteine desulfurase activity; pyridoxal phosphate binding.